AUGGCCGAAGUAGUUUCUGCACCUCCUAUGGCGAUGGAAGUCGACGGUCAAGCGCAAGUACCUGUUGAAGGCGCCCCGGUUGCCGCUCCUCCCGAACCGGCCCAGCCAGAAGCCCCAGCCGUACCAGAGUUUGUCUCGGAGACCCUUUACAUUCAAAAUUUGAACGAGAAGAUCCGUAUUCCUGUACUCAAACAGUCGCUACGUGCCCUUUUCAAGUCGUAUGGAGAAGUACUCGACGUCGUCGCGCACGGAAAUCUUCGCAUGCGCGGUCAAGCUUUCGUGUCGUUCGCGUCUUCGGAUAUCGCGGCGAAGGCCUUGAAGGAGGUCAAGGGCUUCCCACUUUACUCGAAGCCGAUGCAAAUAUCGUUCGCGCGCACGCGGAGCGACAAGGUCGUGGAGAAGCUCGAUCCCAACAAUCUCGACUCGCACAAGGAGAGGAGAAAGGAGCACAAGAACAAUACUCGUUACACCAAUCCGCUCAAGCAGAAGUUCAAGGCCAAGCGCCUUGCGACGGAGGCGGAUGGCGCCGCCGCGGCAGCUCCCAAGCGGCCGAACGUCCAGAUGCCGGACGAAUACCUGCCGCCGAACAAGAUUCUGUUCCUACAAAACCUUCCCGAGACGGUCACCAAGGAGCAGCUCACCAACCUUUUCCAACAAUAUCCGAACUUGUACGAAGUUCGUCUCAUCCCGACGAAGAAGGACAUCGCCUUCGUCGAGUAUGUCGACGAGGGAAGUGCGACGGUCGCAAAGGACGCUCUGCACAACUACAAGUUGGAUGGGGAGAACAAGAUCAAGAUCACGUUCGCGAGGAAGUGA
Molecule: messenger RNA, 816 nt
Organism: Peniophora sp. CBMAI 1063
Lineage: Eukaryota; Fungi; Basidiomycota; Agaricomycetes; Russulales; Peniophoraceae
Source: the annotation of a GenBank genome assembly